UGUUGGUGUCGGUUCGGCUGCUAAGGUCGGAUUCUGCAGUCCCAGCCCCGCUCAAUGGCAAACCCUGAGGACGUGCGGGUUUCUUCGCCGCCCCCGCCACCUCCUUCGUCUCCCUCGUCUUCAGACGCCUCGUCAACAUCUUCCCCCGGCGUCCCAGUGAGUUUAGGCUGGCCAGUUCCAAGCAGAAGCAGCAGCCGAACAGUGGACCCCCUGGAGGAAGUGGAGCUGCAGAUCGGAGACGCAGCAUUUUCAUUAACCAAACUUCUUGAAGCCACAUCUGCAGUAUCAGCUCAAGUGGAAGAGCUUGCCUUCAAAUGUACAGAAAAUGCACGUUUCCUUAAAACAUGGAGGGACCUCUUGAAAGAAGGUUAUGAUUCUUUGAAGCCUGACAACUGAUUUGGCUGUGUAAUAAUUCAUACUUCCUCAUUGAUGAUAUUUGCACGUGUACCAUAAGUAUAAGGUAGUCUCCAGUAGUUCUGUGUAUUCAGAAUGAAAUUUUUUUGGUUUCCUUCACUUUUGUGAAAGCAGAAUACUGAUGUUAUAUUUGAUGUUGGCAAUAUUUAUCUUUAAAUACUUUCUGUCCUCUAAACCUUCAUAGAAUCUUUUAUGGAAGUUAAUUUCAUCAGUAGAUAUUGUUAUCUAUAGUUUUAAUGGCAGAAAAAAAAUAGUUAAAUCAUUAUUCUAUUUGAUUUGCAAGAAGAUGCCAAGAAUGCCAGAGUUUGAAGUUGAGCUUUAUUUUACAGACCUAGGGAGGUAACUUUAAGGCUACCAAUGUUGGCCCAGUGCCACUAGGCCAAGGUCCCUGGAACUAAUGAUUGUGUCUUGUUUAUCUCCAGCACCUAGAGCAACUGUGUCACACAGCAAUCAGUAAAUGUUUGUUGAAUAAAAGAGUUGACAGUACAGUUAAAAGCUGGUUUUUUUUUGUUCCUGUUUUUACCAUGAAAAUUGUAAUUGUUUUUCUAAAAAAGUAUUUGACUCAGAACCUCACUGACUUGAAGGAAUACAAUCUCUUUUUUUUUUUUUUUGACGAGAAUUUGAACUUUGAGGACAACUUUUUAAAAUAUAUGAUAAAUACUUUGUUAUCCUUUAUGAUGCUUUCUAAAAAGCUUUUAUUUCAGAAAAUGAAAGCCUGUCUAGAAAGAAUGUUUAUAUUUUUUCCUUGUUUAUUUCUCAGGUGAACUCUUUUUGAUGUUGUUGUAUGUUUGGUUGUUCUCUUUAAAGUGCCUUGUCAAAAUUAUGGCUCUGUACUAUUACUUUUUGAGCUUUGCACAUAAUAAUUUAAAUUCUAAAUAUAAUUCUAAAGAAAUUACUGUGUUUUUAAGGCAACAAAUUUAAAUGAUGUGAUUGCUUGCAUAUAAUUUCACUUUAUUGACAAUGUUCUACUUUACUUGUUCCAUAUCUUGUAUUCUCUCUGUCUCUCUUUGGUGGUUUGUGUCGACAAUUAAGCCAACUAAUUUUCCGUAAUUUCUAGACAUCUUUGAUAACGCAUCUUAGUUCUUUGUAGAUAUGGAGUUGUGUACAGAUAUGUAUUCUAAAGACCCACAGUGGGGUUAUGAAAGGGGACAAACGGAUGGGUAAAGAAUAGUUUCAUUGAGUAUAUUAGGUCAUAGUUCUUGGUCCCCUUUUUUUUUAAAUUUUUUCUUUUUAGUUAAAGAUCACACAAAUGGUGUGCUUCUAUACCAAAGAGAUACUUAUUUUCAUAUUAGAAAAAUAUUUUUCUUACAUGUCACGAAAAUUGCAAUUUUUAAAAUGUAUAAAAAUAAACUUGUUCAAAGCAAAUUUUA
Messenger RNA from Panthera uncia (snow leopard), 1784 nucleotides. It is a transcript of the gene CB1H4orf46, whose product is annotated as chromosome B1 C4orf46 homolog. The record is from RefSeq and is a predicted model, not a curated record. Bases 55 to 396 code for a protein of 113 amino acids. Lineage: Eukaryota; Metazoa; Chordata; Mammalia; Carnivora; Felidae. The transcript is spliced from 2 exons.